GCCCAACAUGGCACCGGUACCCAUGCCUUCGGCUCUAACAUUCGAGCUGCUGGGAAAGUGCUCUGUUACCAAAGCCCGCGCCGCGACCCUCCAUCUCCCUCAUGGGCCCGUUCCGCUUCCCAUGUUCAUGCCGGUGGCCACUCAGGCUUCACUGAAGGGCCUCACGCCAGAACAGCUGGAGGAGGCAGGAUGCCGGCUGUGCCUGAACAAUACGUACCAUCUAGGCCUUAAGCCAGGACAGGCAGCAUUGGAUGCAAUAGGCGGCGCGCAUAGACUCCAGUCAUGGCCGCACAAUAUCCUCACAGAUAGUGGUGGCUUCCAGAUGGUUUCACUGCUCAAGCUCGCACAGAUCACAGAAGAGGGGGUUCGUUUCCUGAGUCCGCAUGACGGCACACCUAUGCUUCUCACUCCAGAACACUCGAUAUCCCUCCAGAACUCCAUCGGCUCCGAUAUCAUAAUGCAGCUCGAUGAUGUCAUCGUAACGACCUCCCCCGACCUCGUGCGUAUGAAGGAAGCAAUGGAGCGCUCCGUCCGCUGGCUCGACCGGUGCAUCAAGGCGCACAAGUACCCCGAACGGCAGAACCUCUUCUGCAUCAUACAAGGCGGACUGGACCUGGAUCUUAGGCGGGAAUGCACGAAAGCGAUGGUGGCACGGGACACUCCUGGCGUUGCUAUUGGCGGUUUGUCCGGGGGGGAAGCGAAGGACGAGUACUGCAAGGUGGUGGAUACGUGUACUGGGUUGCUACCGGAGAAGAAGCCGCGAUAUGUGAUGGGAGUAGGAUAUCCGGAAGACCUAGUCGUCUCCAUAGCGCUCGGCGCCGACAUGUUCGAUUGCGUGUGGCCAACAAGGACUGCUCGAUUCGGAAAUGCAAUCACGGACCAAGGCGUGUUGAACAUCCGAAAUGCAGCAUACGCGGAGGAUUCCGGUCCCAUCGAAGAAGGCUGCCGGUGCGUGUGCUGUCGGUCACGGGAGGAUGGUGGUCUGGGAAUCACUCGAGCCUACAUCUACCACGUCACGGCAAAGGAGACGGCGGGAGCGCAUCUCUUGACGAUGCACAACGUCCACUAUCAGCUCAAUCUGAUGCAGAGGGCUAGGGAAGCGAUUAUCGAGGAUAGAUAUCCCGCCUUCCUGCGGGACUUCUUCGCUAAGCUCUACGACGACAAGAGCAAGUAUCCCGGAUGGGCAGUGACUGCAUUGAGGGGGGUGGGAGUAGAUUUGCUGAGCGAUUGAACGUGGGCGCAGAUAGAUGAGAGCUAGCCAUAGACUCCUCAGAAUCCCAACCGCUCUCCAGCGC
Messenger RNA from Trematosphaeria pertusa, 1295 nucleotides. RefSeq names its product queuine tRNA-ribosyltransferase. Gene Ontology annotation, molecular function: tRNA-guanosine(34) queuine transglycosylase activity. Lineage: Eukaryota; Fungi; Ascomycota; Dothideomycetes; Pleosporales; Trematosphaeriaceae. The coding region runs from base 8 to 1231 and encodes 407 amino acids. The record is from RefSeq and is a predicted model, not a curated record. The transcript has 8 exons. Gene Ontology annotation, cellular component: cytosol.